CAGCAGGACGUCUUAAAGUUUAAGUACAAGUCAGAAUCACUCGGAUGACCGAGACGCGAUGUCUUACAUACAUUACAAUGGGACCUCCGGAUUUUCUUCGUUUUGUGCGACGCAUCGCAUGUUCCCUUCCCCCACAUGGCUUUACGGACAGAGGUACAUGUAUCACGGGUUUCAGGAGGGGCAUAGCGCCAACUUAGACAACGACAAACGCUUCCAAGUUGGUCUCUGUCCCGCCAACAUCGAAAGGUCAGCCAGUGAGGAUAGUGGCUGCUCUAAGGACUCCAAGAAAGGAGACACUGCACACUGCAGUGGGGACACAGAUGCCGAUCCGAAUGGUUCGGAUGUCUGGUGGAAGCUUCAGAGCUCUAGGAAGAAACGUUGUCCGUACUCCAAGGUUCAACUUCUGGAACUAGAGAAGGAAUUUCUCUACAACAUGUACAUCACAAGGGAGCAAAGGGGAGAGAUAGCACGCAAGGUGAACCUGACAGACAGGCAGGUGAAGAUUUGGUUCCAGAACAGACGGAUGAAGAUGAAGCGAAUGAAACAAAGGCACGAGGAAGAAGCGUUCAGAGCACACACCGGCACUGCCCUGGAAACUGACUUAAACUAACACCAAAAAUAUACUACUACUACUACACAUCCAAAUCUUUCUACCAGUACCUUAUCUGUAGUCAGAAGCAAAUCUAAAAUAUAAUUCUACAUCAUUUUUUUUCAUAAUCUGUAGUGAGUAGGCUGCAAUGGCCUGCUAGGAUAUUGUACAAAACAUGUACGGGUAGGAUAUACUGUAGAUGGUUAUGAUUCAGAUAUGUUUACUAUAUACAUGCACAAAGCUGCUUGGGACACUACUAACUCGGACACAGCAAAACUAUUGCUACGCAUCACAAGUUUGACUAUUUCUAUAUCAUCGUUUCUCGCCAAAUAGCGAAGUUUAGUACUUUUAUGUGUAUCGCUCUUGACAAUCAUUGGGUCACAUACUACGUAUAGACACGGCGAAAAAUACAACUUAUACCGAAAGUCCUACAGAAAUAGAUACAUAUAUCAUUUGCUUGUGUAUAUCACAAUGUAAUAUUGCAUAGAAAUAGAUGGGUAAGUGUUUUGUAAAUAUUCUUCGACGAUCUUUUUCAUGUAGACACAUUUGGGACAUUAGUAGUAAUAGCACACGUU
Branchiostoma belcheri (Belcher's lancelet) is the source of this 1164-nucleotide messenger RNA. Its product is annotated as homeobox protein Hox-A9-like. NCBI's taxonomy places the organism in Eukaryota, Metazoa, Chordata, Leptocardii, Amphioxiformes, Branchiostomatidae. The coding region runs from base 59 to 610 and encodes 183 amino acids. Gene Ontology annotation, biological process: regulation of transcription by RNA polymerase II. Gene Ontology annotation, molecular function: RNA polymerase II cis-regulatory region sequence-specific DNA binding; DNA-binding transcription factor activity, RNA polymerase II-specific. The transcript is spliced from 3 exons. Gene Ontology annotation, cellular component: nucleus. The record is from RefSeq and is a predicted model, not a curated record.